This is a messenger RNA of Tympanuchus pallidicinctus (lesser prairie-chicken), 2377 nucleotides long. RefSeq names its product Fas associated via death domain (gene FADD). Lineage: Eukaryota; Metazoa; Chordata; Aves; Galliformes; Phasianidae. Gene Ontology annotation, biological process: regulation of apoptotic process; signal transduction. Gene Ontology annotation, molecular function: protein binding. The transcript is spliced from 2 exons. The record is from RefSeq and is a predicted model, not a curated record. Bases 149 to 736 code for a protein of 195 amino acids.
GUCAGCACCCCGCCGUAGCGGGGCCGGGCCGGGGCGGGCUUGGCGUUCCCGCGGUGGCACUGCGGAAGCGCGAGUGAAAUCCGCCGGCAGGGUGGAGUGUGCGCUCUGUGCCUCUUUCGGUGCCGGCUGCGCUGUAGGCCUCAGCCCCAUGGAUCCCUUUCUGGCUCUGCUGAAUUCUUUGUCCGCCUGUCUGUCUGCCAGCGAGCUGCACGACCUGAAGUUUCUGUGCCAGGACAAAAUUGGGAAAAGGAAGCUGGAGUCUGUCCAGAGCGGCAGGGAGCUCUUCAACUUCCUCAUGGAGCAGCAGCUGAUUUCAAGUCAUAACGUACACUUGCUUAAAACCAUGUUUAAGAGCAUUAAAAGAGAAGAUUUGGUCUUACGGCUGGAGCAUUUCAUAGAGGAGGGAGAAGCCAGCGCUCCUGAUGAGCGGCCUGACGUGAAGGAAAGACGUUUGCAGAAGGUAGUUAUCGAAGUUAUAUGCGAAAAUGUUGGGAGAGACUGGAGAAGGCUGAUGCGAAAACUUGACCUUUCGGAAGUGAUGAUAGAGAGAAUAGAAGAAGACAAUCCACGGAAUUUGCGGGAGCAAUUGGUUCAGUCACUUCGAGAAUGGCAGAAAUUGAAGGGGAAAGAUGCAAAGGUGACUGACCUAAUAAAGGCUCUUCGAGACUGUAAUAUGAAUUUAGUGGCAGACAUAGCUGAAGAGAAGCUCUCACGUCUGAACACAGAAAACAUGUGAAAUGAAGAGAAAAGCACUUUCACAUCACAGAUGCAAAUGAAGAAAGAAGCAAAAGUGCCUUUUGAUCAUCUGUCAUUGGCUCUGUUAAUUCUGCCAUUAAUUUAUGUGCCUUAAAAUUAAUAGGUUAAUUUCAGAUCAGGUUAUAACUAAUGUGAAAACAAAUCCUUCCUUUCAGGCAGUGCUUCACAGUUGGUGCUUCCUUUAAGAGAUUUUAACUUUUGGAAUACAAAUUUUUUGCAGAAAAUUCCGAGACUUUAGUUUUGCCCCCCACCUAAAAAUAAUAUAUGCUUUAUUGCAGAUUCCUUACAAGUGCCUUGUCUGUAACUACAUCCAUGGGACACUUCUGAGGGAACUGACAAUUUCAUUUUAUAUAUAUAUAUAUGUAUAUAUCAUAUACACAUGUAUAUGUGUGUGUAUAUAUAUACAUGAAUAUUCCAACCUCCUAAUAAAAAGUAUAUAUAUAUAUAUAUAUACUUUUUAAGUGAUCUGUUUGUAACUAGUGUGAAAAGGGGGAAGGAGGCUGAGCUCUUAGCUAUGUAGUGAGUCUUCUCUUUGUUUUGAGUAGCAUAAGGUAAUAUCUUCCAUAAUUUUUUAACACCUUUGCUAUCAGUAAAAUAAUUCAAAGAAGACCGUAAGCUCAGUCUGUAAGACAUCAGUGCAUUAGGACUCAUAACUACUGUAGUGUUUUUUUGUUUUUGUUUUUUGCAAAAAAUGUGCCUGGAUUGAAAAACAAUCUUGUUGAAAUUAAUUAUCAAGUGCCUUUAUACACAGAAUCACAGAAUGGUUUAGGUUGGAGCGUGCCUCUGCAGGUUAUGUGGUCCAACUGCCUGCUGAAGCACAAGUACAUGUGGCAGGCUGCCCAAUACCAUGCCCAGGCAACAUUCCAGAGGAAAGAUAGCACAGCUUCUCUGGGCAUCCUGUGCCAGUGCUCUGUCACCUGCACAGUACAAAAGUGAUUAUGGAUGUUUACAGCAGACUUUUUUUUUUUUUUUUUUUUUUCAUUGCCUUGAAUGUUUUAAGAUUUUCUAAAGCUAGUCAUCUCAUAAUCUAUAUCGGGGAAUCGUGGUUGUGUCUGCUGGAUGCUGCAGCUCACCUCAUCAGUCAGCCACAGUUACUUGUGGUCUUGGUUUAAAAUAAAUAAAUAAAUAAAUAAAAAUGCUGUAACAGGAACUUAGAAAACAAAAAUGACUUCUUUUUAGUCAAGGAGCCUGAAAGCUUAUGGGAAGAGUACUAACUUUCCACUGAUAUCCUGUGGAGAUCAGAUACCUUUUGUCAUUCUUGGUUCGAGUACUACUGGAACUGGUAGUACUUCCAAGUUCUCUGCAAUUCUUUACUUUGUUCCCUUUCCUUUACUCUUCUAGAAAGUGGCUGUAAGCAACUCACAGUUGAAGGAGCAUUUGUAAAAUGAGACCAGACCUAAAAAAGUACAGAUUUUAUGCCUACUGUAACACUGGAAAAAGCUGCACAUGCUUCAAGACACAUAGGGCAAUGGAAGCCUUGGAGUUAUUUGUUAUGCCAGAGGGGAAAAUUCUCUGAUAUUACUAUUGUUUAGAUGAGUUGGAUUGUUACUGCAAACAUUCAUCUAGCUACAUAGAUGAUUCCUAAACAGGAAGGCUUUUUUUUUUUUUUUUUUUUUUUUAU